Funneliformis geosporum is the source of this 767-nucleotide messenger RNA. The record is from the annotation of a GenBank genome assembly. NCBI's taxonomy places the organism in Eukaryota, Fungi, Glomeromycota, Glomeromycetes, Glomerales, Glomeraceae.
GUCAAUAUCCGGGGUAUUUCACGUUCUGUGAAACAACAGAUUUUAAUGAGGAUCAAACAAUUCGUCAUAUCGAACCAGCCAUGACCUAUCAACUUGAGCUUACUAGGUUAUCCAAUUUCGAUAUUACUCCUUGCUAUACCGACAAUAGACAGAUCGUUAGUUCCGAACAUAAGAAUUCUGACUGCAAUCAUUUAUUUAUAAAUUUCAUUCCAACAUUUGUGUUAGAACCAAAACAAGUUGAGGAAGCUGUUAAAGGAUUUAUUAAUCGGCACAAAAAAAGAUUAUGGAGGUUGCGUGUGACCGAAGCCGAAGUUUGUUUCAAAGUUGAAGACCCUACAUUAGUAACAAGUUAUCCUUUACGUGUCAUCAUUAAUAAUGUCUCCGGGGUUCAAUGCACUUGCAACCAACCCACACACUUUACCAACAAAAGAAUGGCUUCAACCAAGCGUUAUAAGGCUCAUUUAAUGGGUACCGCCUACGCUUCCGGUGGUAAAGAAUGGGAAAAUGCAAUACGAACUCUGAGAAACGGUAUAAACCGUCUUCUCAAUGAUCAUAAUGUCGACAAAUUUGAAAGAAACAACACUCUUUGUGCCUACGCUUACGAUUUUCCCGAAUUAUUUCGCCAAGCAAUUAGAAUACUAUGGAAUCGUGCAUCUCAUCGUAGUUCAAACCUUAAAUGUCCUAGUGAUGUUUUGGAAGCCAAAGAACUUGUGCUUGACGAGAAUAAUAAUUUACAAGAAGUGGAGAAAGCUUUAGAAACGAAUUAA